Messenger RNA from Capra hircus (goat), 2059 nucleotides. RefSeq names its product homer scaffolding protein 2 (gene HOMER2). Gene Ontology annotation, biological process: regulation of store-operated calcium entry; G protein-coupled glutamate receptor signaling pathway. The transcript is spliced from 9 exons. The coding region runs from base 509 to 1348 and encodes 279 amino acids. Gene Ontology annotation, molecular function: G protein-coupled glutamate receptor binding. Lineage: Eukaryota; Metazoa; Chordata; Mammalia; Artiodactyla; Bovidae. The record is from RefSeq and is a predicted model, not a curated record. Gene Ontology annotation, cellular component: dendrite; cytoplasm; plasma membrane.
GGAGUGGGGUGCCAUUGCCUUCUUCGGCGAGAGUAGUUAGGUCGGGCUAAAAGUGUUGAUGCUUUCCGUGCGCUUCCAACCGGCCUAGUGACUGGCAGGAAGAGACGCAUCGCUGUAUUUUGAGCCCUCUUGAUUUGGAGCCGGCGACGGCUAGGGACGAAAGUUCUGGAACUUCUCAGCUGAGAAGGGCGGGAAAAGCUGCUUUCGGCCGCCUGCGCCGAGUCUGCGUGAGGAACUUGAGGCGAUUGCCGGCCGAGUAGGCGCGAGGGGAUCCCUUCAGCGAUACUACACCCUUCACUCCUGCUCGGGCGAACCUCAGUAAGAACAGCCCAUCUUCACUACCCGAGCGCAUGUCUUCCAGAUCGACCCCAACACCAAGAAGAACUGGGUGCCUGCAAGCAAGCAGGCUGUCACUGUCUCCUACUUCUACGAUGUCACAAGAAACAGCUAUCGGAUCAUCAGUGUGGAUGGAGCGAAGGUGAUCAUCAACAGCACAAUCACGCCCAACAUGACUUUCACCAAAACGUCACAGAAGUUCGGGCAGUGGGCGGACAGCAGAGCCAACACGGUGUUUGGUUUGGGGUUUUCCUCGGAGCAGCAGCUGACAAAGUUUGCAGAGAAAUUCCAGGAAGUAAAAGAAGCUGCCAGACUAGCCAGAGACAAAUCCCAGGAGAAAAUUGAAACUUCGAGCAAUCAUUCCCAAGCAUCCAGUGUCAAUGGGACAGAUGAUGAGAAGGCCUCUUGUGCGGGUCCUGCCGACACACACCUCAAGUCUGAGAAUGACAAGCUGAAGAUCGCUCUGACCCAGAGUGCUGCCAACGUGAAGAAGUGGGAGAUCGAGCUGCAGACCCUGAGAGAGAGCAAUGCCCGGCUGACCUCAGCGCUGCAGGAGUCGGCAGCCAGCGUGGAGCAGUGGAAGCGCCAGUUCUCCCUGUGCCGAGACGAGAACGACCGGCUCCGGAACAAGAUUGACGAGCUGGAAGAGCAGUGCAGCGAGAUCAACAGAGAGAAGGAGAAGAAUACCCAGUUGAAGAGAAGGAUUGAGGAGCUAGAAUCAGAGCUCCGAGAAAAGGAGACGGAGUUGAUAGACCUCCGAAAACAAAGUGAAAUCAUACCUCAGCUCAUGUCAGAGUGUGAAUACGUCUCUGAGAAGUUAGAGGCGGCGGAGAGAGACAAUCAGAACCUGGAGGACAAAGUGCGGUCCCUGAAGACGGACAUCGAGGAGAGCAAGUACCGACAGCGCCACCUGAAGGUGGAGCUGAAGAGCUUCUUGGAGGUGCUGGACGGCAAGAUUGACGACCUCCACGACUUCCGCCGGGGCCUCUCCAAGCUGGGUGCCGACAACUAGGUCCCCCGUGAGUCCCCAGGGUGUGUGUAACCCGCAGUAGUGCUAGGACGUCCUCUCGUUCGCGUGGCUUCUGUCAAUGCAGGCGCGGUCUGUCGUGUUUCCAAACCAGGGGUGCCGUCCACCCUCUCCUCUCCAGAAUAGAAAUCCCCCCUCGCUUCUUCUCUGGCCUCGCGAGGUCGUGGAUGACUAGACGAUUCUGACUCAGGAAUCCAGAACUAGGCCUACCUUAAACGUUUACGCAGUCAGGGCAAGGAUGUUUAUAUCUUCCUUAAGGGCUGUUGCAACCAUAUGAACUGGAAAAAAAAUAGUAUUUUCUAAUCCAAACAGGAAUAGCCUUUCCACCUCCUUUUUUUUUUUUCUUUUUUUGAGUAGAGUUCAGAGUAUUCGAAUGUCCACCAAGCUCCAGAGCAUAGGGUGUGGCCAUAGUAACUUCUCUCUCAGCAUAUAUAGAGAUGCUUUCAAACAAUGACUUAGUAGAUACUUGUCCUAAGAGGAGACAAGUGUCUCCUGGGGGUGUUUCCUGGCUGGGGAAUCACCUACAUCCACUCAGCCCACUUCUACCGGCUCUCCAGUUUAUAAGGUUGCGACAACGUUCCUUUUCUUGGUUUUAAUUUCUGAACAGGUUACUGCGCUGUGGGGACAGCACACAGUGAGGGUGCCUAGCACAAAGUAGGUGCUUAAUAAAUAUUUGUUCAAUUAAACGUAUACAAA